AUGGAUGGAGUGGAAGGCAGACAGAGCGCUUCGCGCAGCCGACCUGGCCACGAGGUGCUGCCAGUGCCUGGCGAUGGGUACUGUUUGUUUCACUGCGUAAAUUUUUUCUGCCGGCAGACUGAUGCGGACGAAUUUGCGUGGGAUCAGCACCGAGCAGCCGGCCUGUACUUGAGAGCUUUGGAAUACUUGUGGCAUGGACUUAGGCAGACCGAUGCGGAUGCCGCGGUCAUAGAAAGCGCCUGUGUACCUGAGUCAGACAAUGAACUCAACAUGCAUCGGCACUAUUUGCACCGGAAAGCUGGCAUACCCCCCAGAAAACUGGAAGCAGUCACUGAUGCAGAGACGGUGCUGUGGAGUAAAAUUGAAGCAGUGCUGAGCAAGCAACAUGUCCUGGACAGCUUUCAUCAUGGUUCUGUGGUGGAACUUUGGGCCUUAUGCAGAAUCUUUUCGUUUGAAGCAAUCAUUUGGGGUGGGAAAGAAGAUGAGAACAUCAGAGUAAGCACCCUAGAAGCCCUAUCCGACGAACAAGCCAAAGAGGUCUUGAGGAACCAUGUGCACGUCAUGGAAGUACUUUAUCGGCCGAUGGGCUGUACGGGACAUUAUGACAUCAUCAAGGGGCGCGGUCACACCGGAAUGGCGCAGGCAGUUUCUGGCUGGGAAAAAUUGUGGCUGGAGGCAGGCAGCAAAGCAGUUCGAGAGGCAAUGAAAGCCGAAGCAGCCAAACAGGGAAAAGCAGAGCAUGUGCAGGAGGUGGUGUCGGUGCCCGGUGAUGGAUACUGCUUGUUUCACUGUGUAUGCUAUUUCUUCCAGCAAGGUGACAAAGGCGCCUUUGUGUGGGAUCAGCAGCGAGCCGCGGGCCUGUACUUGAGAGCUUUGGAAUACUUGUGGCAUGGACUGCGGCAGACCGAUGCAGAUGCCGCAGUCAUGGAAAGCGCCUGUGUGCCUGAGUCGGACAAUGAACUCAACAUGCAUCGGCAGUAUCUGCAUCGGAAAGCUGGCGUACUCCCCAGAAAACUGGAAGCGGUCACUGAUGCAGAGACGGUGCUGUGGAGUAAAAUUGAAGCAGUGCUGAGCAAGCAAGAUGGCCUGGACAGCUUUCAUCAUGGUUCUGUGGUGGAACUUUGGGCCUUAUGCAGAAUUUUUUCGUUUGAAGCAAUCAUUUGGGGCACACAAGCAGGCGAAAACUAUCGGGUCAGCACCCUAGAAGCCAUUUCCAGCGAAGAAGUCAAAGAUGUCCUUGCAAAGCACACCAACGUAAUGGAACUGGUGUACCAAGGCCUGGGUUGCACAGGGCAUUAUGAUGUUGUGAAGACUUCAGUUUGCGACGGGUUGGAGUUGCUGAUGCUGGGCUGGGAGAAGUUGUGGAGGGAAGGCGGCAGCCGAGCCGUUCGACAAGUUCUCAAACAGAGACCUGCCAUGCAACAGGAACGUGACAGCACCGUAUGGUCAGAUGAGUCAUCACAAGACAGCUGCAAGAGGCAGAAUGAAAAACCAGAGGACGUUGAAGGGCAAGAUGGCAGCACAAUGUCGACGGAAUCGGAGGUUGAAGGCAUCCAAGGCUUGGACAUAGGUGACAUACGCGCUGCUGAAGGGAGACGCAUCCUGACACCCGAGGAUGACAUGGAAGACAGGUGCAGGGCCAUUCGUGUGCUGCUGCAGGAGUUUCCGAUGCAUCCGAAGCCAUUGCAAGGUUGGUCCGCACAGUCGUGUGGCCCAAUGGCAGGAGUGGCAUACCCUGCAGCACAUUGUGCAUUCGCGGGUUGUCAUUGGAACAGUGAUGCGGAGCCUUGUGUUUCAUGGCACACAAACCCUGGAGCCUGGGCAGUCCAUGGGUCAAUGUGGAAACGAUCUACGGGUGCUUGCUGUGGUGACAGUACACAGUGUCUUUGGGCGCAUCUUUGGGCAAAGCACAGGGAAACUUUAGCCGUACACGGUGCUGACACAACGCCCGAGGUCGGAUGGUGCGCCUACAAGCGCGCGUUAGUGCUGCAAGAGGAGAGGAAUGUGCCAGCACUCGGCUGGUCCGUGGAUCGACGAACCUUGCGUCGCUUGCGCAGCGGCUUACAGGAGCACGAGUGCGCAGCAUUGAUUUGCGCAUGUUGCGCCGGUAUUCACAGCACCGGCACAAGAGCAAACUGUGGCUAUGUGUCCGUUAAGGUCCUUUUUGGCAGCCUGACAAAGCGAAGUUUGGACGCAAACUGGAAUGCAGAGGAAUUUGAGCACAGGUAUCAGUGGCAAGAAAUGGCCCAUGGGCAGGAGUGGGAACGGAAGCUACCGGGCAACAUAUUCGCAGGGCAGCGGGUUUUGUGCUGCCCAGAAGACAUACGUUGCGACACUUGUCAAGGCCGAGAUGGCCAGUUGUGCGAAGACUGUCAAAUUCCUCUUUGUCGCAAAUGUUGGGACGGCAUGAGGCAUUAUCAGGACCCAAGAGUGCCAGAGGCACUAACGAACGACAACUGGUACGGCUACCCUUGGAACUUCCUGUAUGAAGAAAAGGUCCGGUCGAUCGAAGCGGCAGCAGCCUCACCUGUUUGGACAUCAAUCGUCAUUUUUUACAUUGAGGGCGACCGUGGUCACUUGAUGGAAGAAGAAUUACACCGCGGAGAAGUUCGAGCUGCCGCAAGGGGCAAUAUAAGCUCAUUCAGUAUGCCUUGGGAAGAAAUUUAUGGGAACUUACAGAGUGCCAAUGCAGCGGAUCUGUUGGACAAAUUGCCUCAUCCACCAGAAGCUCUCAGCCGCAUGGUGAAAUUCACAGUGAAAGGAAUGAAGCACAGUGAAAUCGUUGACUGGGUCGCCGGUGCAAAAAUACGACCCUGGGUGGUCUUGAAGUUGUUAGAGCACCUCUUGGAUAUCGGACAUCCCAUGUGCAGGGGCCGAGACAAGGCAACUCUAUGCCAAGAAUUCAAGGAGAAGGUUGCUGCAAGAUAUGGGGACGUUGAAAUGACACCGGCAAACGUUCAACAAGUCCUGGAGGAAAAGGCCAAGAAAGGGAAUCCAACCCCGCAUCAGAAGCACGCCACGCCCGCAGCGGCGAGCCUGCAGACAAUGGACGGAGAGGCUUACCAGGGCAGUCUUCGCCCAGAGAUUUUGUCAGAAGACUAUACCAGUGGACAGCUUGCGCAUCGCGAAACCAUGGAGGUGACAAGACUGGGGAACGUAGCAAAAGAGUUGUCAGUGGUCACUGGCAAUACAUUUUGGGACCAAUGGCAAAGUCGGUUUCUGAGCUGGGCUUACCCCUUCAGCCUGCCAUUGCCUGUGGGAGGCCCUGAUUUUCCUUCCCGGCCGAGAGACCGGCGAAAAGAGGAAGCUGCUCGGCUAACACCUAUUGCGCACUUGCGCGCCCUUGCCCGAAGAGUGGAAAGUUCCAUCCGGAAUUCUUGGGAUUUGGUGCCGGGCGUACGACGCAUCACCAUGAAGUGGCACUCGGUCUGGAACGCAAAACUCUGGAGAACCUGGAGGAACAAGAAAGAGCAAGUGGCAGAAAUUCCCGCAAGCACAUGGGUCAGAGCAGCAGAACGCCUGUACGAAAGGCUGCGAAAGGGGAAGUAUUGUACCGGCAAGCAGCUGAAACCAAUAGACUACGAUACAAGAAAGCUCUGGUAUGCCGAAGGUCUUACAAAGCCAGAAAGAGAGAUCCUCAUUGCUGUGCGCAAUAGGCAACAGACAAUGCCGGGAACAGUGGAAGUACGCAAGCAAAUUGGAAGGUAUUUGUUCGGGGCUCGUGUUGAGCUGGGUGAGCCUCUCUUUGUCACUGUAUCUCCAACUACUCGGCAUAACGGUCUGUGCAUGAGAUUCUCAAGGUAUCGAGCUCGGGACCCCGCUGCGCAAGAGAUGCGCGGACCUUGGUUCGCGAGAGACAAGCCGCCUCUCUGGAACAAAGAUGAGCUUGCAGACAUUGACCUACCAGACUACGAGGUGCGAAGGGCGCUGACUGCACGUGAUCCAUGGGCGACUGUGCUGGCUUUUCAACGCAUGAUACGUUUCGUAUUCGGAGAACUGCUUGGAAUAAGGCUGUGCCCGGAUUGCCCGCACUGUGCUUGUAAUGACCAAUGGGGGCAAGGUUUCCACGUUGGCGGCGGUGUGCUCGGUCUGGUCAAGGGCAUCUGUGGAGCAAUCGAGUACCAAAGUAAUUCAGCACCCCACUUUCAUGGACAUGUUUACAUUGCAACAGUCUGGCAGCAGCCCUUGAAAGUGUUAGCUGAACAAGUGGAACAACAAUUGAUGACCAAAGAGAAGAUCUUCCAGUUUCACCAGUGGGUGCACAACGAAGUCUAUUUUGACAAAGCAAAACAAGAGCUGGACGAAGCAGCCGUUGAGAGAUCCUGGGCCGGGAACUACCAAGAAGAGGCAAAGAAUCAGCUGUCCCUGUGGCCGCAAUUCCUGGCAAACGACCAUGGUGCAAGCCCUUGGCUGGAUGCGAGCAUGACCGAAGCCGCUGCAAUGACAGAAGCCGCUGAAUACAAGAACGCCUACAAAGCGGCAGUGCAAGAAAAGAUGUUGCAUUAUCAGCAUCACGUCCACCCGUGGGAUAAGGAACGGAAAGAACGGAAGCUUUUGCCGGCGUGUCACAAGAAAGGGUCGCACAAAAAAUGCAAGCACAAUUUCCCGAAGAAGCUGAACUUGAUGCCGAGAGUUAUUUGCCGUAGAAACUCACGCAAAUAUGGGGUGAGCACGCGCGGUCGUCGGAACGCGCUUGGCGCCGUAUUGGGGCAGCGGCACAAUGAGUGGUUGUCUGGGACUGCCCCUGCUUUUUCCUUGAUGCUCAUGGGCAACAGUCACACUGCCCCCAAUUUCCGGGUUCCUUUGUGCAAAAGCACGCACGAUGAAGACUGCAAACGGAAGUGCUUGGAGAAAUACACCGUUGCGCACCUGACGCAUGUCAUGGAUCUGGCCGCCCGACGGGCAACCAAAUAUUUCACCGGCUAUUUGCAAAAACCACAGCCGCUUGGAAAAAAGGAAUUGCAGGAGGCGGCAAAGCAGCUUGUUUUUUUGGAGAGCAAAACGGCGCAACUAGACAAAGGCAUCAAACAGCACGAGACUGUGGUGAAUCGUGUUCUUGGGGACCUGGAGUUCCGGUGUUCGGUGCGGCCUUUGACCGAAGAAUUUAUGCUAGCUGGGUUUGCAGACGCCAAUGACCCCACUGCUGCAGAGAGCAUACGAAGCUUCCAGACACAGCCUUUUCGGGGCUUGGAAUUGCUGUGGUUGUUGCGACCAAUGAGUGCUGAACCCACAGUGGAUGUGCAAGCUCGUCAAAGGCGAAAGUACACGACUUUGGAUCUCUAUGGUUGGCGAGGCAGUGACGCACGAGUACUUUACUUGUCCCCGUGGGAAUUUGUGAAACUUUGGACCUUGUGGAAGGUAGAGCCGCCUAGUCACAGUGAAGAUUCACUCACCGAGUGGGCCGGCCCAGAAGAGCAGAAGGCAAGAAUCGCCGGCUGGCAUCAUGGGCGAGCCUAUCGGUGGAAGACAACCUUGCCCCAGAAGGCAGCUUUGGACGUUGUUCGCAUUCCGAAAGCAUUAGGGCUUGGCAGAAUGUGGAGCACGCAUUAUUUCAAACGCAGAGCCACACCGGCGGUGCCUAGCCCGUGCAGUUGUCCUUUGCCUCGCCCAGAAACCUCUGCAGAGGAGAAGGCUUUGAUGUUGAACGCUUACUUACGCCCGUGGGUUUUGGACCUGAGGCACGCGAGCACGCGUGUUCCGCAUAUUUGCGCCUUGGACCGUUCCAUUUCAGAGCAACUGUCCAACAUGCCCGCAACAAAGCGGUACUCUGGCAAGACUAGCGUUGGAAAACGCAGCCAUGCCAUGGCUUGGGAAGAUUACGUUCGGAACCACAUUGUUUCUGAGCAUGCUGCGGGCACAAUUCGCAAUUUUCUUGCAGCGUUGGACACUGACAUGGAUGACAUUGACGAAGAAGGCUGCAAACAGAAAGGUGCAGAAAAGGAGGUGGAUACAAGCUGGGUAACAUUGGACAUCAUCAAUCAGAUCACGCAGGCAGAAGGCGCGCAGCACACCACCCGAGUGGGAGCAGCCGUUAAAAACAUUGUCCAGCAUUGGUCGCACAAUGCGGAGGGUUUGGAGAGCGAUGGGCUUUCUGUGGCGAAGACAGGGGCAAUGGUGGACACCGGACGAACAAGCCAAGAACCACAAGAAACACGGAAUUGGAAAGGAGACGGUGAAAGCCAACCGCCAGUGAUUUUCAGUUAUGGAAAAUUAACUGCGCAGGCUGCAGAAGCAUGGGUGGCCGGUUUGCAAGCAGGCCAAAGCAGUUUGCUACCAAGCGAGGAACAACUUGCAUUUCUGAACGCCGUGAUCCAUAGAUGCUUGCAAGAAGCGGAUGAAGAAGAAAAGGACCCAGACUUUCGGAGCGAGCCCGAACGGUGUUUUCUGCAUGGGGUGCCAGGAGCGGGCAAAUCCCAGACCUUGAAGUGGGUGCGAGCCUUUUUUGAGGAUGUAUGUGACUGGGUGCAUGAGAAGGAGUUUGUGUUCUUAGCGCCCCAAAACACACAGGCGGCUUUGAUAGAUGGGAUUACGCUUCAUUCGUUCGCAAAUCUUGGCAUCAAGGGGGAUGGCCGUGCAGCACCCAGCAAAUUUGGGCCAGACAAGUUCACAAAGUAUCAGCGCAUCCGUUGGGUCGUGGUCGAUGAAACCAGUACAGUGCCUUUAGAAGUGUUGGUGGCAUUGGAAAAGCAAAUGACGGUGGCCGCGCGCGACAAGCGCACAUGGAAACUGCGAGAGCCAAAGCAACCGCGCAUGUUCGGCGGCUGCAACUUGGUUCUGGCGGGCGAUUUCUGGCAAUUUCCUGCAGUGCGCGCCACGUCCGUCUUCCACAAUCCAUGGGCCAAAACACGCAGUUUUGGAGUUGCUGCCAUGCAACGUUUUCUUUGGACACAUUCAGUGCAAAACAUGGCGCAGUUGUUUGAACUCACAAAAGAGCAGCGAUGCGUGGAUCCUUGGCUGAGCUUUGUGUUGCAGGAAGCCCGACACGGCAGACAAUCCCAGGAAGUGUGGUCUUUCCUUCAUGGAUAUCCAACCCUGCACGCAGGUUCCUGGAACCCAAGCACGGGGAAGUGCACUUGCCAACGUGCAGAGUGCGAAGCACUCUACCAAAAGUGGGCCGUUGAAGUCAAAAACGGUGUGGUGCGAGCAUGGGCAAUUCGUCAAGAAGAAGAGUGCACGCAAUGUCAGGCCGAACGUCGGCGUCGGUGCAUAGUGGCAGGGACAAGUCUUUUGUCGCCUAACCCCAAAGACAUGAAGUUCUUGGCCGGGCCGUUCAUUCAUGCACUGAACGCAGCCAAGUACAUUGCGGCGCAGCUCCGUGCCAAGUUUGUUGCCCGGCACAGAAAACACCUUCUACUUUGGGUUGUUGCAAAGGAUAUGCCUUUGUUUACAGGGGAACACGGUGAUCCGACCGCAGGCACCGCAGCGAAAGAGUCAUGGUUGAGAAGGCACGAUCAGGACACUGGCGGGAUCAUGGGGCUGUUGCCGCUCUUGCCAGGUAUGCCGGUGCGCGUGACGCAGACAUUGCCAGAACUUCGGCGCUUCAAAAUUUACAAGAACACAAGGGCGACCUUGCUAGGAUGGAGUUUAGAUGAACAUGAUUUGGAACGCAUCCGAGACUCGACAGGCAUGGAAUUGGUGCUUGAAAAAAUGCCAGCCUGUCUCUUUUUGAAGAUAGAAGGCGCAACAUGGCAAGAAGAGCUAGAUGCGGAGGUUGGGGUCAUACGUGUUCGUCCCAUUCUGCAACAUUGGAAGGUGGACCCUCAAGGACUUGCGACCAUUGCACGCCGAGGAUUUCCAAUUGCCUGCGACUACGCAGGGACAGCACACUCUUUCAUGGGCUCAACAUUAAAGGCAUGCACACUGGACUUAGAAGCAUGGAAUGCGCCUUCAAAUCGCGAUGCGCAAUUGAGUGGCUACAUGUGUUUGUCACGCGUGAAGAAGUGUGAGGACGUAUGUUACUCCUGGCACAGGCAGGCCACAGAUCUCGCUGAAGCAAAAAAAAGCUUUGCUAUGGAGAAACCAAAGCGGCAGCGAACAAAGGACAUACUGUUGGCCUGUCGCUUAUGCACCCUCAACAACGACGGACUUGAGGUCUGGAAGCCUUGGGCGGACUUUGACAGUGCGCACUUGGACAACCCCAGGCAGCUGUUGGAAGACGGAAUGGACAGAAUGUGCAAGGAAUGUGCGGCGGCACAGGCUGCACCACAAGAAGUGACC
Molecule: messenger RNA, 8217 nt
Organism: Cladocopium goreaui
Lineage: Eukaryota; Dinophyceae; Suessiales; Symbiodiniaceae
Source: the annotation of a GenBank genome assembly